AUGCUAGGAUCCGAGAAGCUACUGGCGACACCUACCAGUGGAUCGAUGAACCUUAUUCAGCAUAUGACGAAGAAGGAUGUCUCCAAAGAAGACGGGGGCGCUGGUGGCGGCGGCGCGUCCGUCAAGUACGUGACGCCGCGAGAGCUGCUGUCGCAUCACGAGCGCGAGAUGAGUCAUCGUCGGAGGAAGGGGAGCGUUGCCACGGCGACGUCGCCGCGAGGUCGUUUGGCGAGCGUGCCGAGGCUGGGCGCGGGGCUGCGGCCGGGCGAGGAGCUGGUGCUGGCGUCGAGCGUGAACGUGAGGGCGCCACCGCUCAGCGCGGCGAAGGUAAGGGAAAUCGGCGUGUGCGCGCGAUUAUAA
Molecule: messenger RNA, 360 nt
Organism: Priapulus caudatus
Lineage: Eukaryota; Metazoa; Priapulida; Priapulimorpha; Priapulimorphida; Priapulidae
Exons: 4
Coding region: 1-360 (119 amino acids)
Source: RefSeq, a predicted model, not a curated record